UACAAAACAUUUGAUUAUUUUUAUGCAGAAUAUACCACGUAACAAAUAUGGUGUUAAAACUCUAUUUAGACUACAUGUCACAGCCAUGUAGAGCAUUGGACAUGUUUAUGAAGAUGUCAAAAAUUCCUUUUGUGGUUCACCCUGUUGCACUUAGAAAAGGAGAACAUCGGCAAGAUUGGUUUAAAAAGAUAACUCCAUUGCGAAAAGUACCUGUGUUACAAGAUGACAAUUUCUACCUCACUGAAAGUAUUGCCAUGGUGAGGUAUUUGGCUGGUAGCUAUCCAACUGAAGCUUUGUAUCCAAAGAAUCUAAAAUUGAGAGCAAAGAUUGAUGAAUAUUUGGAAUGGCAGCAUGUGAACACAAGAAUUUUGUCAUCCAAAGUUUUUCUCAUUGAAAAUCUAAAAAUCCCAUUGGAACCAUUAGAAACCGCUGUAGAAAAUAUGGAAAAAAUGCUUUAUCAACUGGAAACUAUGUUCCUUAAAGACAAAGACUUUAUUGCCGGUGAUCAAUUGACAGUCGCUGACAUAUUUGCAAUAUGUGAACUAAUGCAACCAACUAUGAGUGGUAGAGACAUCUUUGAAGGCCACCCGAAGUUGCGCGAAUGGUUCCAGCGUGCCAAAGCUGCCACCCAGCCCCAUUUUAAUGAGGCACAUGCAGUGUUCAAUGCCAGUGCAGCCAGAGUACAGAAUAAACUUUAAAUAUUGUUGCUAUUUAAGUACUGGUAUAUUACUUUUUAAUUGUUACGUGCUUCCAAUUUGUCCAACACAAAUGCUUUAGUUCAAUGUGUUGUUCAUUUUUUGUAAUCUUGUCAAUGAAAAUAAACACAUAUGCAAUUCUUUUUUACUUAACUGCUACAAUUUUUCGCAAAUAAAAUUACUUAUGCCA
Molecule: messenger RNA, 885 nt
Organism: Ciona intestinalis (vase tunicate)
Lineage: Eukaryota; Metazoa; Chordata; Ascidiacea; Phlebobranchia; Cionidae
Product: glutathione S-transferase theta-1-like
Biological process (GO): glutathione metabolic process
Cellular component (GO): cytoplasm
Molecular function (GO): glutathione transferase activity
Source: RefSeq, a predicted model, not a curated record